GGCCGGGGCCGGAGCGGCGGCGAGCGGCGGCCGAGCGGCCAUGAGAACCGAGACCUCCACGGCUGCGGCGUUCGUCACCCGCCUCCUGCGGGCCGCCGGCGGUAUCGGCGAGGAGCAGCUGCGGUGCUUCCGGGAGUGCCUGCAGGAGGCGCUGCGCGAGCACUACAAACACCACUGGUUCCCCACGGCGCCGACCAAGGGCUCCGGGUACCGGUGCAUCAGGAUCAACCAUCAGAUGGACCCGCUGAUCGGCAAGGCGGCGGCGAUGAUCGGACUGAGCCACGAGAGACUCUUCCAGCUCUUGCCCAGCGAAUUGACUCUUUGGGUCGACCCUUUCGAGGUGUCCUAUCGGAUAGGCGAGGACGGCUCUAUCUGCGUCCUCUACGAAAGCCCGCAGCCCGGGGCGAAGGCGAGCAAAGCCCUGGAGAGCAGGAGCAGCUGUAAGAAGUGGAGAACCGGCCGGUCCAGCCCGUCCGAGAGCUACAACAUGAUGACAGUUUCUAGUUAGAAGUUACUGUUCCUUGUACAGUUAUGUAUGUAUCCCAGUUCUGUGAUAAACUUAAUUGUAACUGAGCUCUUGACUCUUUUUUAUUUUAUUGGUAGCAGCGGUAGCUUUUCACCCUGUAUCAUUGGAGUUGUAAUCGUACUGCCAAUCCUGUGUGGCCAAGGGCUAACGUGUAAAGCAGUUCUUCAAUCUGCCUGUUACUCUGGAUCAUGUACUGUAAAUGCACUGUACAGCCGGUUGAUUGUUUUACACAUUUAUAUUUUCGAGGAAAUUCUGGUAUUUGUAAUAAAAAGCGACGUUGUAGCACUUCAUGGUGGAUUUUAGUCAAGAUUAACACUUUGUUUGGAAAAAAAAAAAAAAAAA
Phasianus colchicus (ring-necked pheasant) is the source of this 868-nucleotide messenger RNA. Its product is annotated as protein BTG1-like. The record is from RefSeq and is a predicted model, not a curated record. NCBI's taxonomy places the organism in Eukaryota, Metazoa, Chordata, Aves, Galliformes, Phasianidae. Gene Ontology annotation, biological process: negative regulation of cell population proliferation. Gene Ontology annotation, cellular component: nucleus; cytoplasm.